This is a messenger RNA of Talaromyces proteolyticus, 687 nucleotides long. RefSeq lists its product as uncharacterized. Bases 1 to 687 code for a protein of 228 amino acids. Lineage: Eukaryota; Fungi; Ascomycota; Eurotiomycetes; Eurotiales; Trichocomaceae. The transcript has 4 exons. Gene Ontology annotation, biological process: mycotoxin biosynthetic process. The record is from RefSeq and is a predicted model, not a curated record.
AUGAAAAAGCUGCUCAUGAAAUCUAGUCGCUUGACUCAAACCCUGGCCAUGAUGAAAGAAAUGGAUGGUAACACCUCACGGGAGCCGCUUUUGAUGGAAAGCGACAGAGAGUAUGAUGAGAGUAGCCAUGAAUUGAAUGAGAAGAAUGAUACUUAUUCUCCAUUUUUCACUUAUAAGUCUCUAUCAGUGUUGAUUGCGAACUUUCUCCUUCUCAUUCUCUCGGUCGUCAUCCUUGUUUUUGCGAAACUUGAGUCCUCUAGGCAAUCAAGCCUUUGCACUAAAGAACAUUCCUUCUACUCGCCGGCAUUGGAGGAGGUAAAGUAUGAAAAAGUUCGAUAUGCUGGUCUCCUAGAAUCGGAUUCAUUAUGGCGAGGAUCCCCCAGUCCUAUUAUUGAUGAAGCAUGGGACAGUGUCACUUGGAAAGUCCCGGAGAUCCCUGUUGAUGAAAGCGUCGUUCAUCGAACAAAUAACCAAUUCGAUAUAAACUCCCUGACACGGUUUCCGCCUGAGUUUGGAGGGCAGAUCUACACUGAGGUAGAAUGGAAACAUGAGUUACACUGUCUGAACCUCAUGCGGAAGUACAUCUAUUUCGAUUACUAUAAAAAUUCCACGUCUCUAUUCUACGCAUACUCUUCCGACGAGAUCAUAAAUCAUUUAGGUAUUCUCAACUCCUAUUUCUUCUCCUAA